AGGUAUGUGCCUUCCAAAUACUUUUCCUCCAUUCAACGUUGUUGUAUUGGUUUGUUCAACCUCCCUAUGUUGUUGUCACUGUCACUUUUUCUUCGUGACAUAGGUGUUGGAAUGGUGGUGUGAGUGGUGUGAUAGUGAUCUGAGGCAGAGAUAUCUGUGCUAUGGGGACUUGUAUGUCAAAGACUGGUGCAUGUGCAGGAGGGAGGUUGAAUUUUUGCAAGAAGACUAUGAAGAAACAAGAUGAAGUCAGAAAAAGAGUGUCUUCUCAGAUGUCCAAUGGGUCACUGAACAAGGUUGAUAAUAUGCCUGAGCCAGAGCCAGAGCCAGAGACUCAGCCUCGCCCCUUUGCCAACCCCAUUUCCCAAGAUGGAAUUGUUGAGGAGGCAUGGUUUGAUUCAGUUGGAUUAUUUGACUCAGAGUGUGAUGAUGAUUACCAGAGUGUUCUUGACGAUUUUAUAUCUCUAAAUGGAACUGAAUCAAACCGUGGAGUUUUAACAGAUCAGACGCACGAACCAGGGGAGCUAUCAAAAGGACAUUCUGCACAUGACUCUGAAGGUGUAAAAAAUUCACAGACUGAGUCUUGUGAUGUAGAUAUCACGGAUUCUAAAUUUAAACGAGAGGGAAGUGUAAAUGAAGCACAUGAACCUGUUUUUCUGGAUGAAUUUUCUAUGAUGGAUGAGAACUCCAAAAGGGAUGAUGAAGAUAUGGACGAUUGCGGCAUUCUUCCAAACAAUUGUUUGUCAUGUCUUUCAUCUAUUGAUCAGAGAUCAUUAUGUUCUAGUCCUAAUACAAGGAAGAGGGAUCCUACAAAACAUUCUUCUAAAUGGAAUGGGAAUGCUACUCUAACUUCAUCCAAGACAAUUUUACUAAGACCACUAGCUGGUUAUCAAGUAUCCUUUUGUCCAAUUGAGAAGAGAAUGCUUGAUUCUUGGUCACAAAUUGACCCCUGCACUUUUAAAGUUCGAGGACCAAAUUAUUUGAAGGAUAAGAAGAAAGAAUUUGCUUCAAACCAUUCUGCAUAUUACCCAUUUGGUGUUGAUGUAUUCUUAUCCCCUCGGAAAAUAGACCAUAUAGCCAGGUUUGUGGAACUUCCUCUGGCGAGUCCUUUUGGGAAACUUCCACCCCUACUUGUAGUAAAUGUUCAGAUUCCUGUUUACCCUCCCUCACUUUUUCAAGGUGAAACUGAUGGGGAAGGAAUGAGUUUUGUGAUGUACUUCAAACUUUCUGAAAGUUACUCCAAAGACCUUCCGUUGAAUUUUCAAGAAAACAUCAGAAGGUUGAUGGACGAUGAAGUUGAAACAGUAAAGACUUUUCUAGGAGAUGCAAUUGUUCCCUUCAGGGAAAGAUUGAAAAUUUUAGGUCGUAUUGUCAACCCAGAAGAUCUUCAUUUAAGUGCAGCAGAACGGAAGCUUAUACAGUCUUACAAUGAGAAACCUUUUCUCUCACGACCGCAACAUGAGUUUUACGCAGGAGAAAAUUACUUUGAGAUUGAUUUGGACAUGCAUAGGUUCAGUUAUAUCUCCAGGAAAGGUUUCGAUACUUUCUUGGACAGAUUAAAGAACUGCAUUCUAGAUGUUGGUCUAACUAUUCAGGGGAACAAACCAGAGGAGUUGCCAGAGCAGGUUUUAUGUUGUAUUAGGCUAAACAGUGUAGAUUAUAUGAAUUACCCGCAACUGGGGCAAAUUGAGGAUUCCCUUUAACAUUAUGAUCACCAAUGGUCAUUUCGAGAUGGGUUUCAGUGUCAUCUUUUUAUUUUGUUGGUAUAGAGUUUAAUAUCUUAUCACAAAUGAGAGGAAAUAAGCCUGUGAUGAUGGCAAUUUAUAGCAUACUUUUAUAGUGGAAAGACCAGGCUCAAGGAAAUGUCAUUGACACAAUAAUUCAAAAAGGGAACUACCUACACCAACUUAAAUAACGACCAGAGGGUCCACAGUCUCCAUAUGCAAACAA
Molecule: messenger RNA, 1947 nt
Organism: Vigna unguiculata (cowpea)
Lineage: Eukaryota; Viridiplantae; Streptophyta; Magnoliopsida; Fabales; Fabaceae
Source: RefSeq, a predicted model, not a curated record